AUGAUUAAGGAAGAUUGUUUUCUUGACAAAAGUGUUGUCAGAUCAACAAUGUGGUUGGGUAUUAAAGCGUCAAGAUACGCCAGCUCCUCUCUCUCUCUCUCUCUUUCUGAAUUUUUAUAAGGUUUGAGAAACUGAUCAUUUGCUUUAGUGUUAACCUAUCUCUUGUCUUCUCGUUCUCUCUCGCCUUUGGCUUGGCUUGAAAGAUAUCCCAAGUUACUUCUUCUUCUCCUUUUUUUUCUGCCGUUUUGUGCGGCGACCAAAGCUGGUUCAGGCCAUGCUGAAUCUUGGCAUCAAAUAAACGUUUUGGAGCUUGUUUCAGAAUUACUUCUGCAACUUGCAACACUUGUUGCCCUCUAGAGAAGUUUGGAAUCCAAGGUGUUCAGAAGAAUCUAAGCUUAUGCUAACUCCUAAGGUACAUCGUUGAAGAAAGCCAUGGCGAAGAAAACUCGACGACGGCGUGCAGCUGCUGGACAGGAGAGGGAUCAGUUAGGCUGCAUGUGGGGAUUUAUGAAUAUGUUUACUUUCCGUCAUGGACCACUCUCUCACAAGCUGCUUCUGGACCAUAAGCAUGUUCUGUUAAUUGUUCCAUCAGCUGCUGGAAGUCCUAGGAAUAAUGAACUUGACAAGUCGAAAUGCCACGAUAAGGAUGCUCAAGAAACCCAUGUUGGUGAAGAACGCAAUGUCACGAUUACGAUUAUAAAGCCAAGUGUGAAGAAACUCAUAGCAGAAGAGUUGUUCAAUGACAAGGAAAUCAAGAAGCUGAGGGAGAAUGCUGAAGCAGGACAGUUGUCAGACUCUGAACUCGAAGGUAGAAGAAGGAAAAGUCAGAGGAGAAAAAACAAGACACGCAAGAACAGCUGCGGUAAUUUUAGCCAUAUAUACACAGCUGACAGCGAAGAGCCUGAGGCUAACCGCAGAACUAAGAAGAGCCAUCAUGGCUCUGAGAGGAGUCUUGACAUUGAUAAUAUGGUUGAAGAGUUCUGUUCCGAGAUACAUCGCAGAAGUGCAAAGAAUGGGAUGUUUAACCACAAACACGAAGAUUAUAAAGAAAAACUGAGGGAGUUGGUCAGGGUUUUAAUCAGUCAGAAGCUUUUACAUGGAGAAAAUAAUAGUGAAAUCCUUACAUCCAAGGACUUAAUGGAAGUGUUUCAGAUUCUUGGGUCGGAUGAGGAGUUGUUUCUCAAACUUCUGCAAGAUCCAGAGAUACUUGUGCCUCAAAAUUCACGAGACUGUCAAAGUCAGAAAGGAGAAGAAAGCUUGAGCUUGUUUGAGAAACAAUCUUCUCUUGCUGAUAAGAGAUGGUCUAGCUUGUUCAGGAGGAAGGAUACAACACAAGAAGUGACUGAUGACAAAGAAUGCGACCGUAUUUUCAUUCUGAAGCCAAGAUCAGCAAGCUUUGACACAGGAACUAGCCGGGGUUUGUCACCUGAUUCUCAUUUGAUGAGAAACAGUUCACAUUUCUUUCUUUCUGAGAUCAAGAGGAAGCUGAAACAAGUAGUCAAAAAGGAACAACGUGAGGGGGGAUUCGGGGAAGGGUAUCCAAAGAAUGUGCCAACAAAAGAUCAUUUCUUUCUCGAGCGGAUGGCAAAGCCUUCAACAUCUCAGAAGAAAUCUCAUUAUGAGGAUGAUGAUGACAAAAAGCAAAGGGUAUCUAACAUUUAUGUAGAGGCCAAGAAACAUCUGUCUGAGAUGUUAAACAAUGGAGAGCUAGAUUCAAACUCAAGGAGCAGACAUGUUGAAAAAAGCAGCCUGGGAACAAUUCUCUCCGUUCCUGAGUACUUGUCUCCUCUAAGGAGCCCUGGAAUAAGAUGUGAAAAGAGCUCACCUGCACACAGGAAGUCUGCUUCAGCGGAUUUCAUAAAUGAUGUGCACAUCAGCAAGAGAGAAACUCAUGUGAGCCUACCAGAAAAUGCAAUGAAAAAUGAUGAUAUAAGUAAAAAACCUGACAAUUCUAUCCAACCAACCGCAAGUGAACCUACUGAUAUAAGUGCUACCGAAGAUAAAAUCUCUGCUGCAGAUGAUGUAAUGAUUACCAAUGAGAUAGAUAUAGUUCCAGAGGAAGCUAGAUCUACUUUGGUUGGUGACUUAUCCAAAGCUGAAGCUCAUGAUGAACAGAGAGAUGGUAUAGUCUCAAAACAGGCCUCUCAUGAAGAGAGACAACCACCACUGUCUUCCUCUGUAGCCUCCCCAUCGCACUAUUUAGCUAAGAGUGAGGACUGCAAAUCAGCUAGUCAUGAUGUUCCGGAGUGGUCAAGCCCAAUAUCAGUUCUUGAGCCACUCCUCAUUGAAGAUGAUAUAAGCCCUGCAAAAAUGCGAUCUCAGUCUGAUGAAGCACAACUGCAGCCAUGGUGUAUCCACUUCGAUGAAAAAGAAGAUACAGCAUCGAAAACCCGAGAGGAUUCUGUCAAAACCAUCACAAGUAGUGACAAAGACCUGGUGUUUAAGUAUGUAAGAGAUGUCUUGGACGCUGUUGUCUCAGAUUUUGAAGAGCUCUAUCUGAAGGCGCAAUUCUCUGAUCAGCUUCUUGAACCGGCACUGAUCAGCAACAUACCAUUCUGUCCAAACCAGCUUUGUCAUGACCAUGAGCUCCUCUUUGACUGCAUCAACGAAGCUAUCAUGGAGCUCUGCUGUUGCCCUCCAUGGGCUUCGUUUGUUACGCCAAGAACCCGAGUCUUCUCUACCGUCAAAAGCAUCAUUCACGAGGUUCAAGAAGCGGUCUACUGGCAUCUCUUGCCAUUGCCACUCCCUCGCGCGUUGGAUCAAAUAGUUAGGAAAGAUUUGGCUAAAUCUGGAAACUGGUUAGACAUCAGAUGUGACAUUGACUGCAUUGGCUUUGAAACUAGUGAACUGAUUCUCGAGGAAUUACUUGAAGAGCUCAGUCUAAACUGCCUUAACAACACAGAACACUCUCUGGUUCCAGCUGAGUUGAAGACAGAUGAGAGCAUCCUUAUUUUAUGA
Molecule: messenger RNA, 2958 nt
Organism: Eruca vesicaria subsp. sativa (arugula)
Lineage: Eukaryota; Viridiplantae; Streptophyta; Magnoliopsida; Brassicales; Brassicaceae
Source: the annotation of a GenBank genome assembly